This is a messenger RNA of Mucor velutinosus, 834 nucleotides long. RefSeq lists its product as uncharacterized. The record is from RefSeq and is a predicted model, not a curated record. The transcript is spliced from 2 exons. NCBI's taxonomy places the organism in Eukaryota, Fungi, Mucoromycota, Mucoromycetes, Mucorales, Mucoraceae. The coding region runs from base 1 to 834 and encodes 277 amino acids.
AUGGAACAACAAGUUAUAUCUGCUACUCUUCCUAUGCUCAUCCUAGGUCUGGGAUGGACUGGCCAAUUUCUGGCUGAAUUGAUGGUAUCCUUGCAAUUAAACUAUGCUGCUACAACGCGCGAUGGUAGAAAUAACACAAUUCAAUGGUCUUUGCCAAGUGCAUGUCAAGAUAUUGAUGUGUCUGCCUUGCCCUUGGCCAAGACGGUACUUGUUACAUUUCCAGUGAUGCAGCCUGAAUGCAUGACUACUCUGAUAGACGCCUACCAAAAGAAACACGACACACAGCCCCAAUGGAUUUUACUGUCAUCGACUCGUCCAUUCGAUGGCAACCCUGCCAAUAGACAUACACCUUUGGAUAGAUCAAAAGAUACGGGUCGCAUCCCAGCAGAGGAUAUUAUUGUGGAACGUGGAGGCUCAGUGCUCCAUUUAUCUGGUUUGUGGGGCGGACAAAGACAGCCCAAAGGGUGGGUUCCUCGUUUUCCAUCUAAAGAAGCUAUCAAAAACAAGUUGCUAGCACGUCAGUUGCACUUGAUUCAUGGGAAGGAUGUCGCAAGAUCUAUUUUGGCUGUCCACGAGCACUAUAAACCUGGUCGUUGGAUUGUGACAGAUAAUGGGUGCUAUGAUUGGAUCAAGCUGUUCCUAGUAUGGGGUAAUGCAGAGCAAAUUGCCAUUGCAAGAGAUUUAGCUGCAAAUGAUGCUACCUGCCAUGAUGCUCUUGGAGAUGGAUCAUUAGAAGACAUUGUCAACCGAGGUGGUGUCAAACCAAGACUAGAUUCCACUGAAUUCUGGGAGACCUUUGGUUUAGAGCCAACUGAAUUCCUGAAGAUUGAAUGA